GCUCAAGAUUAGUGCAGCAGGUGUUGGAAAUGAAUAGAAGAAGUUGAAACUUCGAACAAGACUUCGUUCUUAAGACAUACAAUUUAUUAAUUUCAUGCAGCGGCACGAGCAUUCAGAACCAAAUUGUCGAGUCGCUUCUGCCGAAGUUGACCUUGACCUAUGACAAACACGCAAGAGAAGCUUUUACGAGAUGAAUUUUUACAUCCUGUAUUACCACUCGAAAGAAUGACGACAACUAUGCGUAUGUGUGUCCGAAGAACAUAAAUUAGUAAGAACAUAAGCUAGUACGUUUUUACCUUUCAUUUUUACGACAAUUAGUGAGAAGGAACAACAAGCGAAGUAGAAUGCGCGGAGCAGGUGGCGGGAACAGUGGCCCCUACAAUCGAGGGGGCCAACAGUACCCUCCUCUUAGACAAGGUGCACUGCCGCAGAACCAUCAGCCGGCAACGAGUUCGACUUAUCAGGGCACCAAUCUGAGUAAAGACGAAUUUUUCCGAAAGCAGGAUGAAAUUCCGGUCGAAGUGUCCCCGCCGCAGGCCGACCUGGAGUUGCUCUCGGAUUUUCAGAACCUGCCCCGAUCCUGGAACCUGAAUCCCAAGCUGGUGGGCAACAUUCCGCGCGAGUACCGGAAGCCCACCCCGGUCCAAAAAUACGCCAUACCACUCAUCCUGAAGCACAAGGAUGUCGUGGCGAGUGCGCAAACGGGCAGCGGCAAAACGUGCGCUUUCCUCUUUCCAAGCAUACACUUUGUGCUCAGCGGGCAGGCGGGCUACCGAGAUUCCAUGUUCAACAACAUGCCGGCGCCAAAGGUGCUCGUCAUGGCCCCUACACGUGAGCUUUGCCAGCAAAUCCACGAGGAGGCGCAGAAGUUUUGCCGCAACACCGGCAUAUGCCUUGCGGUAAGUUUGCGACUUUAUUGAUGUCGUCGUGUCUACUUGUUCAUUUCUUGCAGCAAGGUCAACAUACAUUAUGAUUAUACGAGGAUGCAGCGCCGGGACGACCACCCAUCUAUUAUAGUUUUUUCACUACUUCCCCUCUUCACUUACGUGGUUUGAGUCAGUAGAUACGGAUCGUGUUGUAGACUCCCAGACGUUUGUUUCCGUUCGAAGGUAAAAACGUAUACGAUAAACUUAUUUCCCAAAAUCACAGUGCGUUUACGGUGGUGUCGAGUACCGUGAGUCCACCGCAGCAGUGCGGAACGGGUCCGACAUCAUUAUCGGUACGCCGGGGCGGCUCGACGACAUGAUCGAGCGCAAGCACUUGACGAUGGCAAAGAUCAAUACUUUGAUUCUGGACGAGGCGGACCGCAUGCUGGACGUCGGGUUCGAGCCCCAGAUUCGCAAAAUCGUGCAGAAGUCGGGCAUGAACCGCAACCGGCAGACGGUGAUGACCAGCGCCACCUUCCCCGAGGGCGUGCAGUUUCUCGCGCAGGACUUUUUGAAAGACUACAUCUUCAUCGCCGUCGGCCAAGUCGGGGCGGCGGCAACGACGAUCAAGCAAAAAGUGGUCUGGGUGGACGACGACGACAAGGAUAGCUUCUUGUACUCAUUUGUCUUGCUGCAUCAUGUUCAACUUUGUUUUGGACCAAAGGUUACGAAAAAAACAAAAAGCGCUGCGUGGUCUGGUUGGCAUGAUUCGCUCGAACAGAUGAAAAUGAACGAGAAAGUGAAUUAAAUAUCAUUAUCAUUUUUGUAAAUUCAGACACAUGAUCACUAUCGCUUGAAAACAGGUACGGAAUCCUUCUCCACCUCAGGCAGAUAGGGUCGGCCCUCGUCUUCGUCAAUACCAAGGUGACAGCAACUGAUUUGGAAAGAUUUCUGGGAAAAAUGGGAAUCCGCACUGUAUCCAUUCACGGAGACAAGACCCAGCCACAGAGGGAGGCUUCGCUCGCAGACUUCAAAAACAAAAUAUCACGUAUUGAUGAAGGCAAUUUUUUUCUUUACUUCACCUAGUUCACUUCGAUUUCGUCCAUCACAUUCAUUUUUUCGGUUGCUUGUUUCUGGUGCGCGGCAACUCGCUGCAACUUCACAAUCAACACAACAGCCGUGAUGAUCGCGACCGAUGUGGCCGCCCGGGGGCUGGACAUUCCCGACGUGGCCCUCGUGGUGCAGUACGAUUGUGCGAUGAGCUCCGACGAUUUCGUGCACCGCAUCGGCCGAACCGGGCGCAUUGGGAACAAGGGCAUGGCAAUAACUUUCAUGAACAAUCGGAACAAGGGUAACGCACACGAAAUUCUGGAGAAAUUGGAGAAAAGCGGAAAUGCCGUACCGAACUGGCUGAAGGGCAUGGCCAUCUCCACUGGAAAUUUUGGCGGCAACGCUGCUUCCGGGCAAGGAAACGCCGGGGGCAACACCUACGGCGGCCAGGACUUUCGGUAAGUAGAAGUGCUGUACUCGUCCCUUAGGAAAUAAGUAUUUAGGGGCCCCCUCCGAGAUGUGAUGUUUCUGUUUGCGAUUUCCGAAUUGCAGACGAAUUUUUUGCGAAUGCCUUUGAAUCAAUCUGUCAAUGUAUCUGUGAAAUAAGAACUCAAUUUCAACAGAAAACACACCACCGGCGGGUUCCGCACCGCGCAGGAGCGUGAAGACGCGAAAAAGUUCGCGGCGUUCGUAUUGAGAGGAAAAAUCCCCCCUCCCCAUAUCGAAAAGGUAUGUUUCCGAAAAUUUGUCUUGCUGAUUUGAGACCACAAAUCACGUCUGUCCUGCAAGAAGAGAACUCCAAAGGCUCUGCCGCAUUAUGCAGGCGGUUUGUGAUGCUGUUGGGCCUACAGCAUAGACGUUCCUCAUGCUAAGCGCGUAGGCCAAAACUUCUCUACUCAGGCAUGGAAGAAGCCUGCAGUCCUCUACUGCAAGACAAACGCGAUUUGUAUACGCAAAUCCAGCAUCAGAAACUUCCGUUUGAUAUGGGGAGGGGGGAUUUUUCCUUACGAUAGUUCGACCAGAAUGCGUACGGGGAAGGCGAUGCCAACAAAGCGCAGUCUGCGGCACGCGAAAUCGCAAAAGCGGGUGUGAGUUUCGAGCACAUGGCCUCGGGGGGAAAGAACAAGGGCGGCGGAAAAGGUGGCAAGGGAAAAGGCGGCGGUGGAAAGGGCGGAGGCAGAUGGUAAGAUGAAAGUGUCAAAGGCUUAGUACGCGGGUCCACCUGCUGCACUAAACGCCCCGCAGGCUGCGUGAAAAUGCCUAAUCCUCUCGUGCCGCAAGAACCGCAAGUGCCCUGCAGCUUCCAAGCAGCGGGCGGCGGUGGUCGCGUUUUUGCAGUGGCAACGCAGGAUAAGAUCAAGGCGAACUGGUGAUAUUUUUAUCCCAGAGGGACGGCGGAACUCCCAUGUAUCGCCUUGGGCGCAGUGUACAUAUAUUCAGAAAAAAUUUACAAGCGACACGUACUGAAAAUGAAAUCCUUUACGACCAC
Amoebophrya sp. A120 is the source of this 3405-nucleotide messenger RNA. NCBI's taxonomy places the organism in Eukaryota, Dinophyceae, Syndiniales, Amoebophryaceae. The record is from the annotation of a GenBank genome assembly.